AUGUUGGUCUUUACCGCUUUUCAAACAACUUCUAUGGUUCAGAAAAGUGUCUUGGAUGGUGCCAAGUCUGAAAGUAAUGGAACAUUCAAUGGAGAUGGCUAUGUCAGUUUGGGCAUCAUCUACACACUAUUGGCAUUUGGCAACUGGAUAGCUCCGGUCAUUAUCAUGUAUAUUGGGGCCAAAUGGUGCAUGGUUGCUGGGGCAGUCACAUAUCUUUUAUUCAUUCUGCAAUUCCUGAAGCCAAUGGAGUGGGCACUUUACUUAGGAUCUUGUAUCCUUGGAUUUGGAGCAGCAAUCAUCUGGACAGGUCAAGGAACAUUUCUCACACAAAAUUCCAAUUCUGAUACAAUGGCAAGAAACAGUGGAAUCUUCUGGGCACUCCUGCAGUUCAGUUUACUUUGGGGAAACGUCUACUCAUACACAACAUUAAGAGGUGAUUUCACUAUUACAGCAGAAAAGCGUAUGCACCUCUUCAUUGGUCUGGGUGGAGCCUGUGCAGUGGGACUUCUUUGCAUGUUUCUAUUACGUACAAAAGCAUCAUUUACAAGGGAUUCAGAAAUGGAGGAUUUAGAAACGGUUACACCACCAAGCGUCAAGGAGACAUUCUUUAAAUCCUUCAAGUUGAUAAGGACUCGGACUAUGCUGUUACUUCUUUUCCCUUUCAUCUACACAGGAUUGGAACUGACCUUCUUCAGUGGUAUCUAUGGCACUUGUAUUGCUAACAACAUUCAUUUUGGUAAAGAUGCCAAAGGCCUGAUUGGCAUCUCAGGGAUUAUUAUUGGUGCUGGAGAAAUUCUUGGAGGAGUUGUGUUUGGUAUAUUUGGUAAAUGGACAAAUCGUUUUGGCAAAGACCCUUUCAUUUUAAUGGGAUUUGUUGUACAUAUGUUGGCAUUUUAUCUUAUUUUUCUUAAUAUUCCAUUUGAUGCACCUUACCAAGAAUCCCAACGAGGGACUUUUAUUGAAUCUAGUGUAAUUCUAGCCAUGGUCUGUAGCUUCCUCUUGGGACUUGGAGACAGUAUCUACAAUACACAGAUCUACUCAAUUAUUGGAAGUGUUUAUCCCAAUGACAGUGCUCCUGCAUUUGCUAUCUUUAAAUUUGCUCAGUCAUUGGCUGCUGCAAUUUGUUUUGUUUACAGCUUAAAACUGACACUUGAGUGGCAACUUUUAAUUCUUGUUCUAACUGGAACAAUUGCCUCAUUUAGCUUUUUCAAAGUUGAAUGGGAUAUUUAUAGACAAACCAAAGUUAGGGAUUCAGAACAAUUAUCAGCCCUUGAAAGAAACAAUGAGGACGAUGGCUAUAGUCAUCAGCCCAGGAUUUAUUCGGCUCCAUACACUGACACAGAAUUCCUUGGGGACUCUAACCAUUCAAGAAUUCUACUGAAAGAAAUGUCAAAUAAAAAUCUUCUAAUGUAG
Molecule: messenger RNA, 1413 nt
Organism: Acanthosepion pharaonis
Lineage: Eukaryota; Metazoa; Mollusca; Cephalopoda; Sepiida; Sepiidae
Source: the annotation of a GenBank genome assembly